Molecule: messenger RNA, 8557 nt
Organism: Plectropomus leopardus (leopard coralgrouper)
Lineage: Eukaryota; Metazoa; Chordata; Actinopteri; Perciformes; Serranidae
Source: RefSeq, a predicted model, not a curated record
GCUCAGAGAGGGGAAGCAGGCAAAACGUAGCAGCUUCGGAUGGGAAACAUAGUCAGACUCGGCAAAGGCAUGGAAUUCAGCAAUGAAACUCCAAAGGGCAAACAGAGGGAUCUAAAUCCAAAGGCUGCAGGAAUGCUUUAAAACUCUCUUGUAACCUUGCUUUGUUGAAAGGGUCUUUAUUUUCCAUUUCAAGUGACGUGACACAGGGACAAUCCAUCUCUUAGGGCAGCCCGUCUGAAGUGGAUCAUGCCCCCUAGAUAGCAGCCUCAUCCUCCUCUCCACUCCCCCUCCCUGCCCCUUGGCCCCUUCCUCCACCUUCCUGGUCCACCACCAUCACUGCCACCUGUGUCACCGCAGCCGCCAUGCCGCCCAGGAAGAGGACGCGGCCGGGCCUGGGCUUCUUGUGCUGCUUUGGCAGCAGCGAGCCCCCGGAGAUUAACCUGAAGGACAGCGUGCCCCUGCAGCUGCUGGAGUUCAGCGCCCCCAUGCCGCCUGCUGAGGAGCUGCAUGCACGUUUCUCCGAACUAGUGGAUGAACUGGACUUGACGGACAAGAACAGGGAGGCCAUGUUCGCUCUGCCCGAUGAGAAGAAAUGGCAGAUCUACUGCAGCAAGAAGAAGGAGCAAGAGGACCCCAACAAGCUGGCCACCAGCUGGCCUGACUACUACAUCGACCGCAUCAACUCCAUGGCUGCUAUGCAGACCCUGUUUGCCUUUGAUGAGGAGGAAAUGGAAAUGAGGAACAAGGUGGUGGAAGAUCUGAAGACGGCGCUUCGGACACAGCCAAUGAGGUUCGUCACGCGUUUCAUCGAGCUCGAUGGCCUUACCUGCCUCCUCAACUUCCUGCGCAGCAUGGACUAUGAGACGUCAGAGAGCCGCGUCCACACCUCCGUCAUCGGCUGCAUCAAGGCCCUGAUGAACAACUCGCAGGGCCGCGCACACGUCCUCGCCCACCCUCAGAGCAUCAACACCAUCUCCCAGAGCCUACGGACAGAGAACAUCAAGACCAAAGUGGCAGUGCUGGAGAUUCUCGGGGCAGUGUGUCUGGUGCCUGACGGACACAAAAAGGUGCUGCAGGCCAUGGCGCACUACCAGAAAUACGCUGCGGAGAGGACACGCUUUCAGACGCUGCUGAAUGAGCUGGACAAGAGUACAGGCCGCUACAGAGACGAGGUCAACUUAAAGACUGCCAUCAUGUCCUUUAUCAACGCCGUGCUCAACGCUGGAGCUGGGGAGGACAACCUUGAAUUCCGCCUCCAUCUAAGGUACGAGUUCCUGAUGUUGGGCAUUCAGCCGGUCAUCGACAAGCUCCGAGAGCACGAGAACGCCACUCUGGAUAGGCAUUUGGACUUCUUUGAGAUGGUGCGGAACGAGGAUGACUCUGAGUUGGCCAAAAGAUUUGACAUGACCCAUGUAGACACUAAGAGUGCCGGUGCCAUGUUUGAGCUGAUCAAGAAGAAGCUGAGCCACACAGACGCCUACCCCAACCUCCUCUCCAUCCUCCAGCACUGCCUGCAGAUGCCCUAUAAACGUGGUGGCGGCAGUCUGCAGCACUGGCAGCUCUUAGACAGAAUCCUCCAGCAGAUAGUCCUACAGGACGAUAAGGGAGAGGACCCUGACAUCGCCCCUCUGGACAACUUCAGUGUUAAGAACAUCAUUCGCAUGUUGGUCAAUGAAAAUGAGGUGAAACAGUGGCGAGACCAGGCAGAGAAGUUCAGGAAAGAGCAUGUAGAGCUGCUAGCUAAACUAGAGAGGAAGGAGCGUGAGUGUGAAACCAAGACCCAGGAAAAGGAUGAUAUGAUGAAGACUUUGAACAAGAUGAAGGACAAACUCCAGCGUGAGGGGGUGGAGCUGCGUUCAGCCAGGGAGCAAGUCCUGGACCUGUCCUCGCGCAUCAAUGACAUAUCUGGUGUCGGUGUGUCUUUCCCACCUCCACCUCCUCCUCCUGGCGGCCCCGCGGCCCCACCCCCACCACCUAUGAUGGGUGGCUUCCCUCCACCUCCUCCUCCGCUGCCAUUCAGCUGCCCGCCUCCACCACCACCUCCCCCACCACCUGGAGCGCCACCUCCUCCACCUGGAGCCCCACCCAUUUUUGGAGCCCCGCCUCCUCCUAUUCCCUCCUCAUUCAACUCGGCGACCACCAUGCGCUCCAAAUCCAUCCCUCAGCCGUCUCAUCCUCUGAAGUCCUUCAACUGGGCCAAACUAGGAGAGAAUGUGAUCAACGGCACCAUCUGGAACGACAUCGAUGACCUGAGAGCUUUCAAGAUUCUUGACCUCAAGGACAUAGAGAAGAUGUUUUCAGCCUAUCAGAGACAACAGGACCUGCUCACUAACCAAUCCUUCAAACAGAAAGAGACGGGCUCUAUGGACGACAUAUACGUCAGCACGCGGAAGGUCAAAGAGCUGUCAGUCAUUGACGGUAGACGUGCACAGAACUGUGUCAUCCUGCUUUCAAAGUUAAAAAUGAGCAAUGAAGAGAUCAAGAGGGCGAUCCUCGAGAUGGAUGAGCGGGAAGAGCUAGCCAAAGAUAUGCUGGAGCAGCUGCUGAAGUUUGUCCCAGAGAAAAGUGACAUUGAUCUCCUGGAGGAGCACAAACACGAGCUGGAGCGGAUGGCCCGGGCUGAUCGCUUCCUCUUUGAAAUGAGCAGAAUCGACCACUACCAGCAGAGACUGCAGGCUCUGUUCUUUAAGAAGAAGUUUGCAGAGCGUCUAGCCGAAACCAAGCCUAAAGUUGAAGCCAUCCUCAAUGCGUCCAAGGAGGUGGUCCGCAGCAAGAGGCUGACUCAGAUCCUGGAGGUGGUGCUGGCCUUCGGCAACUUCAUGAACAAGGGCCAGAGAGGCAACGCCUACGGUUUUAAGGUCUCCAGCCUCAACAAGAUUGCUGACACAAAGUCCAGCAUAGACAGGAACAUCACCAUGCUGCACUACCUGAUCAUGAUCGUUGAGAAGAACUACAAUGACACACUGCACGUCCAGGACGACCUUUGCAGUGUACCAGAGGCUGCCAAAGUCAAUUUGUCGGAGUUGGAAAAAGAGGUGCACAGUAUCAAAAGUGGACUGAAGGCUCUAGAGGCGGAGCUGCACUACCAGCAGAGCAGGACGAGGGAACGUGGGGACAAGUUUGUGGCUGUGAUCGGUGACUUCAUCACGGUGGCUGGCUUCAGCUUCUCUGAACUGGAAGACCAGCUGAGUGAGGCCAAGGACAAGUUUACCAAAUCUCUGAAGUUUUUUGGGGAGGAGGAAGGGAGGAUGCAGCCCGAUGAGUUCUUCGGGAUCUUCGACACCUUCCUCCAGUCAUUCAGCGAAGCAAGGCAAGACCUGGAGAACAUGCAGCGUCGCAAAGAUGAGGAGGAGAGAAGGGCACGGAUGGAGGCCAUGCUCAAGGAGCAGAGGGAACGUGAACGGCGGGCCAAGAAGAGCGGGGCCUCAGAUGAGGUCAGCGGGGAGUUUGACGACCUGGUGUCUGCACUUCGCUCCGGCGAGGUCUUCGACAAGGACCUGAACAAAUUCAAGCGCAACCGCAAGCGCUCUGUCAACCAGCUAGUGGAGGGUGGGGGUCGCGAACGUGCUGUCACCAAGGUCAACUACUAGGUCAGGAAAAGGAAGGAAAAAAAUAACACUAGACACUUAAAUUCUGCCAUGGUGUAGAUCUCUUAACACCUUUAGUCCAGGUCCUUGGGCAGUGACCAUUGGCAUUGGAGAGGGUGUAAAUAACGGCUGGACUGGGCACUUAGCCACACAUGCAGACAGCCACGCCGUUUUGAAGGAUUCAGCACUCUCCUCUGAUUGGUCUUGUAAAGCUAUUCCCAACCUGUCUGUCCUGGGCGUUGUAUGAUCUCCCAAGCAAGGCGAAGGGACAGAUGGGAUCUAUAGAUGGACGGACAGACCACUGUGACACAUUAUCCCAUAUCUUUUGACCAUAUCCUUUUAACACUGUGCUCAAGCUUCCAGUUCUCUAUCACCCCAUGUUUUUCACUACUCCUUUUUUCCCCCUCACUAUCCCUCUGUAAGGUGCUGGAGCAGUCCUAUUUUUUUGGUAUCUGGCUCUAAAACACACAGGACUUUGGGAUCAACCAGUCACACUGUACAUAGAUUCACAGCCAAGAGAAAGGAAUGGAAAAAGGACUUAAAAAAAACUGAAGAAGGUCAGAUGGGGGGGACUAAGCCAUAACCUGCACUGUCAUGGUUGCUUCAAGUGUCCCCCAGAAAAUAGACUUUUCAGCCACAGAAAGGAUCCAUGAACUUCCUCUACUGGAAAGAGGAGGGUGCAGUCAGCAACUCCUAGAAUGCUUUGUAGGCCUCCGACAGAGUGAGGAAGGAUACACGACACAGGGGUUAUCGCUUCAUCCCAAUAGCCUCCUCCAGCGCAAAGCAUUCCCAGGAAGGACUUAGUUGUACUUUCACAGGAUACAACACUUCUCAAGGAAACUUCUCAGUUUGAUCCACCCGACAAAAUGAUGACUGUGCCACAGGGGGUCAAGCUUCACCUCCACUCUUCGAUGGUUACAACAUUGUUCUGGCAUCAAGCAGUGCCAAAGCAAAGAGAAAACAAAAUGUAAAUGUAUUAAUACAAAACAUACUGCAAUUAGGCGUUGAUAUAUAUUUAUAUUUAGAUGCAGACAAGCUAAUUGCAAAGAUGUAGAGGUUUCUUUUUUUAUGUUUUCAUGGCAUUUUGGGGUUUUGUACACGCAAUGCAUUAUAUGUUGGUGUUGCAAGUUCACAUUGCUGUUGAAGUGAAUUUCUAUACAUUUUGCGCUUUAUGUAAAAAAAAAAGAAGAUUGCUUGUCUUUUUCACACCCGUAUGUCUUGUUUGCACUGUAGCUUUUCUGACCAACUUUACACUCCACAAGCCGAUCGACCGUGUCCUCUGGAAAAGAGUCCUCUCUGUACGAAAAUGACCAUUAUCAAUAACAAAGAUAAUAGAGGAAUGCCAUAGAUGAAUUUCAAUCUGCAGUUAGUGUAUGGUGCUCUCCAUAUUCACCCACAGUAUCUGUGUGAUCUGUUCCACUGGUGCUAAAACAUGUGGUCCCAAGACGGAGCCAUGAGUCCAGCUGAGGUUUUCUCGCAGUAAAAACUAGCACUUGAUUCAUCUGUUACCAAGGUUCAGUCUCAUCAUUUAGAAUUUCUGUGAGUUUGUAUUUCAGUUGGCAUUGUAAUAUUAGACUGCAGCAUGUGAUGAGUCUGUUAUUCUUAAGCUGGGAUACAACAAAGCACGUCAAUGGUGUUGAAAUUUAAAUAUAUUUUUUCAAAUGGAGUUCUACAAACAGUCUCAGAGAGCACCAGAGAAAACUUCCAUCUUCCGGCAUCUCUCAAAUGUUUAAGACAUGACUAGACCCUGUUACUAGGUUGCCAAACCAGAGUCAGAUCCAUGUACUGAAGCCAACCCAGGUCAUUUUUCUUUUAACUUUUUGAAAUAUUCAAUGAAGUAUAUAUUUUUUAUUUUUAUAAAUGCAUUUCUAAAACCUUAGCGGUAGGCAUGACAAAGGCUGCAGUGUAAAGUGUGGGCUCGCCUCAGUACAGCAUUUAGAUGAAGAUGCACAUAAGGUGCAGGGUGUAGGGAAGAAGUGUGCCCACAGAGAGAGCUCUAAAUUUGGGUGAAGAGCCACUCCUGGUCAACUCUUGAGGAGAUUAGGAAGAAAAUUUAGUGAGAAAUCAUUACAAAUAAGAGUUAAAUGCCACAUGUGAACAAACAUCUUUAUGUAAGCAGGUAGAGGGAAACAUACACAUAGAAUCCUUAUGAAAUAUCCAGGUAAUUAUCCAUUUUUGCUCCUAGAUAACUCAUUUGAAUCAUUCCAUCUGCAUUACAUGGUUACUAUAAAACAGUAUACAGCCUCAUGUGAGCUGUCCAGAAGGAAGAAUGGUCAUUUUUCUUUGCAAAUUAACAAAUGGACACAUCCUAUGUGAAGUCUUCCUCUGUUAACACAUGAAUGUUUUAGGUAAGGCUUCACUUUUUUCAGCAUGCACCUCUAUUAUGUUGAGUUUGAUAGGCCAAAGGAUUUGGACGACAGCCAAAUCAGCCAAAAGUAUCUUUCCCCAUUUCACAUUUUAUUAUAGACGUUUCUCCCUGGCACCUGACUCUGUAAGCACUUAGUGAUUUAUCAGUAAUCUUUCACAACACAAGUGAAAAUACCUGUCUAAUGUCCUAAUGUCCAAUUAUUAAACAUUUUAGUUAAUUUAUAGUGCUUCUGAACAACUAGAACCAUCACUUAACUCCCACUACUGUUUGAAAUUACUACAGUGGUAAUGGUCCUUGUUCCUUCACUUUUCCAGCUUUUCUGUUUUGUUUCAUUUUUACCUUAUAGUUCCUCUGUACCUGAUUUCACACAUUUACCAUUCCUAUUACAAAUGCUUGUGGCUUUCCUAGAAAUGUACAGUGUUUGCUCAUGAAAAACAGCCGAAGGUUCGAAUUGUACUAUUUGGCGCCAUCUUGUGGCUUCAGAUGGUACACUUUUGUAUUGCGCCUGAAUUCACAAGCAGUUAAAAGCAGCCUUCCAAAGUGUUAAAGGGACAGCUCAUUUCAAGAAAGAAAAAUACAUUUACUUAUUUUUUUACUUUUACCUGUAGUGUUAGUGUUUUGGAUGUUGGCCAAAAAGAUGUCUGCCUUCUCUCCACUAUAAUAAAACUAGAUAGUACUCAGAUUGUGGUGCUUCCUUCUGCACAAUGUUAGGAGUGGGGGGUGUAAUCUGGUAGAAAGAAAAUAGCAUCUACAUGAAACUGCUUCCAACAAGCUCAGUGGGUUAUCUACAGUACCCUAGUCAUGAUUUCUGGAAAAAAAACACCACUGUUGAGUUUUUCAAAUAUAUUUUUAUGCUCUUUGAGCACCACAACCCGAGGGCUAUCUAGUUUCAUUAAAUUGAAGAGGUGAGAGGCUUUUCUACAGCUGAUAUCUCCAUCAAUAUGCAUCUCACACCUAAACACUCUAGAAUGAUAAGUAACACUACAGGUAAAAGGCAAAAUAGAUAUUUUUGAUUUUAGGGUGAACUGUCCCUUUAACAUCAUGUGACUCUUGACCCAAGCUCUGCACAGUUACUCACCAAAGUCUCCAAAAGUGAGAGGUUUGACCUGUACAGAAAAAAAUCCUUUUCACGCAAACCUGUAAUUUAUCUAGAAUAUUUCACCUCAUCCUACCAGUCCUGGGGGUUUAGUCCUUAAGUUUUUGCUUAAACUGAAGCAAGGAGAAGCUGAUGUGGAGUUAAUAAGACAAUAUAAGUGCAGAGAGGAUCCUUGAGUUCCCAUGUCUGACACUUUAGACAUUAACCGGUAAACCAAAAUGAUUCAAACUUUCAGACAGUUUGAAAAACUUUGGAAAAGUUCCAAAUCCUAAGGGGGAAAUGACAUAUGAUUGCGUAUUGUUUAACCAGCAUCUCAUGUAUAUUUGAGCUAUUUGAUUUCCUAACCUCUGCUCCUUUGUCUUUGAGAUAAUCAGAUUUAGUAGAUCAGACUUUGGCAGACCCUUUAAACUCUUAAUCCAGAGCUUUAACCCGUAUCGUAGUGCAGACUAUUUACUGAAGGGGGUAUUGCAACAUUGUCAGUAUUAUUUCAUGUUUAUGUUGUUACAUGUUUGGAUGUUUAUUUGGCCAUUGACUGGCUGAUUUUGGAGUGUACAGAUGGAAAUCAGAGGAAUGAAAUUAGUAGCUUGUUCAAUGCACUUUUAUUAUGGGACAUUUCCAUUUGCAGCACCAUUUUUUGGGGGCUUAGAUCCCUUUAGAAAAGAGAUGGGUGCAACGAAAGAGUGGUGCAAAAAAAAAAAAAAACAGUGUGAAGAAAGAGAGAAUGAGGGCAAGUGAGUUUAGGACUCCGGCUGGGCCGCUUGAAACACAAUACCAGUUUGUUGGAUGGCAGAGAUGGGAUUUACAGGGAUGCAGACACUAAGAGGGGACACUUGUACGUAACAGGAGUGUACUGAGUUUUAAACCCUCACCUGUCUGUGUCAUCUGUUUUGCUGUGUAAAAGAAAAAAAGCAAGGGGGGGUUACUCACACCGCCACAUUUCUGUCAAAUCACACACUUGGCGUCAACCUGCAUGCCUAAAAAAAGGGUGCACAAAGUGUGAUGUGUUGACUUUAACUGAAAAUUGCUUGCAACAUGGAACACGCCUGUUACACAACAAUUUGUACUGCCUGAGAAAAGUUGCACCCAGUUUUAGAGGUUGUAUAAUUGUGAGGAGUCAGUAUUUUUAUGGUUGGAAAAGAAAUAUCCUCCACCGAAAGAUGUACAGUUGGAAACAAAAAGGAUUUUGUACACCAUUCUUGAUGUUUGAGAUAAGAUUACAGAAAAAAGAUUAAAACAUUGAGGAAUGUUCCAUUUUCCUGUAAAUUGUACCUCUAUUUAUUUGCCUUAUUUAGUUUGCUAUAUUUUGUAUGUACACACAGCAUUACAACAAAAUGUUAUAUUAAAAAUAUGAAUAUGAAUAAUUAAACUGUGGUCCGUGUAUGAUGGAUAGUUUUGAGACUUGUAUGAGAAUGAUUUUUUUCUUUCAUUUCUAUAAUUUUAUUUUUUGUUUUGUAUUUUUUUCUCACCCUGUGUCUUUUGUAGGGUUCAAUAAACUUUUGUCCCUUA